CUCUUCCAGGUCCUGCUGUGAAAGUAUUCACUGUGAGUUCAGUGCUGAGAACCCUCAGCUGACUACCCCUCUGGAGUCUGUGACUUCUUUCUGUGUGCUGCAAAGGAUCUUUGGAAACCCUCAAGCCACAGGAUGGAGACGCUGACGUUUGAGGAUGUAGCUGUGAACUUCACCAUAGCAGAGUGGGAUUUGCUGACUCCAUCCCAAAAGAAGCUCUACAGAGAUGUGAUGUGGGAGACAUCUAUGAAUAUUAAUGCUAUAGGAGCAUGGCAUAGCAAGCAGAAUAAAGAAGAGGACAAAAAUUGCACAAGAAAUCUAAGAUAUGAUGAAGACAAUUAUUCAAAAAUUAAAAAGCAGCAUUACAAAUCUGAUGAAGAUGUAAUGACCUGCAGUGAUUUCCAGUCCUUUCAGAAGCAUGACAUUAGGAAGACUGGAGAGAAAGCCUAUCUAUAUGGGCAAUGUGAGGAGGACAGCUCUGAUCUUAGUGAACAAACUCACCCUGGGCAGAAAACCUUUGUACAUAAGAAAAAUGUGAAAGCCUGCACAACAUCUAAUGGUGUUCAAAUCCGUAAGAGUUAUCACAGUUUGGUGAGCUUAUAUGUACACAAACACUAUGAGAAUAGUUCUAUUUCUUCAUACCAUAUUGAAAAAGAUGUUAGAAAGUAUGCUGGAGAGAAAUACCAUGUGAGUGACAAAUGUGUAAAAGCAUUAGCCCUUAGUAAUUCAUUUAAAGAACAUAAAACAAUUCGUACUGGAAAACAACCAUAUGUACAUAAGCCAUGUGAGAAAGUAUUCAGUACACGUAGCUGUCAAAGACAUAAAAGAACAAACACUGGGGAGAAACCCUAUGUAUGCAACAGAUGUGGGAAAUCAUUUGCUACAGCCUCAUAUUGUAAAGUGCAUGAAAGAAUUCACACUGGGGAAAAACCAUAUGCAUGUAAGCAAUGUGGGAAAGCAUUCAGCAGACAAGAUCAUUGUCAAAAUCAUGAAAAAGCUCACACUGGGGAGAAACCCUAUAUGUGUAACAAAUGUAAGAAAUCAUUCACUACAGCUGAAUAUUGUAAAAUACAUGAAAGACUUCACACUGGGGUGAAAACCUAUGUAUGUGAGCAAUGUGGGAAAGCAUUCGGUACCAGCAGUAAAUAUCAAAGACAUAAAAGAACUCACACUGGGGAAAAACCCUAUACAUGUAACAAAUGUGAGAAAUCAUUCACUACAGCCGAAUAUUGUAAAAUACAUGAAAGACUUCACACUGGGGUGAAAACCUAUGUAUGUGAGCAAUGUGAGAAAGCAUUCGGUACCAGCAGUAAAUAUCAAAGACAUAAAAGAACUCACACUGGGGAAAAACCCUAUACAUGUAACAAAUGUGAGAAAUCAUUCACUACAGCUGAAUAUUGUAAAAUACACGAAAGACUUCACACUGGGGUGAAAACCUAUGUAUGUAAGCAAUGUGGAAAAGCAUUCAGAUACAUUGGUGGCUUCAAUAGACAUCAAAGAAUUCACACUGAGUCAUGAAAGAACUCUCCCUGGGCAGAAACAUGGAUAUAAACAGUGUGGCAAAGCAUUCAGUAUGCGUAAGUGUUGAAAAUGUCUAAGCAAUGUGAGAUGUCUUUCAGCUAUAAUGGUAGCUUUUGUGUAUAUAAAAAGUUACUGCAGAGAGAAACUGCGAAAUGUAUAAAUGGAUUUGUUUAUAAAUUCUCAUUUUAUAGAAGAUCCCACAUUGGGGAGAAACCUUAUGAGCGUAAGCAAUGUAGGAAAAUUUUCCACCACUAGAGAUGGUCACAACAUGAAAGAACUCAUUCUAGUAAUUCUGUGCAUUUGAACAAUGGUGAGUAGCAUUUGGUGCACAAAAAAAUGCCAUGAAACAGGAAUUAAUGCACACAAGGGAGAAAUUCUAUGUAUAUAGGCAGUCUGGAAAGAAUUUUCUGUAAUGCUUUCAUUUUGCAAACAAAAUUCCCCUCUGGGGGGUAAUUACAUAUAAAAAAUAUUGGGUAAAAAUUCAGCUGUGACAGAGAUGCUAACCUGAGUGAUGUCAUAUUGUGGCCUAUACCUCUGUAUGCAAUGUGAGAAAGCACUCAGAAUUCAUGGUUGUCAAACGUGAAAGCAAUCACAAUGAAGUCAAAUUAUAUGUAAGUGACUUUUAAAAAUACUUCAGAAAUUACUCAUGAAGAGAUCUUUUAAAAUAAAGUUAUUAAUGUCAA
This is a messenger RNA of Cavia porcellus (domestic guinea pig), 2201 nucleotides long. Its product is annotated as zinc finger protein 431-like. The coding region runs from base 133 to 1515 and encodes 460 amino acids. Lineage: Eukaryota; Metazoa; Chordata; Mammalia; Rodentia; Caviidae. The transcript is spliced from 4 exons. The record is from RefSeq and is a predicted model, not a curated record. Gene Ontology annotation, biological process: regulation of DNA-templated transcription.